This is a messenger RNA of Rhincodon typus (whale shark), 4566 nucleotides long. Its product is annotated as protein kinase C alpha type-like. Gene Ontology annotation, molecular function: protein serine/threonine kinase activity; ATP binding. Lineage: Eukaryota; Metazoa; Chordata; Chondrichthyes; Orectolobiformes; Rhincodontidae. The record is from RefSeq and is a predicted model, not a curated record. The coding region runs from base 63 to 521 and encodes 152 amino acids. The transcript has 5 exons. Gene Ontology annotation, biological process: protein phosphorylation.
UUGCUUAUCAGCCAUAUGGAAAAUCAGUGGAUUGGUGGGCGUAUGGAGUAUUACUUUAUGAAAUGUUAGCCGGUCAGCCUCCAUUUGACGGCGAAGAUGAGGAUGAGCUUUUCCAGUCUAUAAUGGAGCAUAAUGUAUCAUAUCCCAAAUCAAUGACAAAGGAGGCUGUCUUAAUCUGCAAGGGGCUAAUGACAAAGCAUCCAGCAAAGCGUCUUGGCUGUGGACCAGAGGGAGAAAGAGAUAUCCGAGAUCAUGCUUUCUUCCGGAGAAUUGAUUGGGAGAAACUGGAACAAAGAGAGAUACAGCCUCCAUUCAAGCCAAAAGUGAACACCACAAACAACGCAGGUAUCUCUCAUUGCGGCAGAAGUGCUGAAAACUUUGACAAGUUCUUCACACGAGGACAACCAGUGUUAACGCCACCUGACCAGCUAGUCAUAGCUAACAUUGACCAGACAGAGUUUGAAGGAUUUUCAUUUGUAAACCAAGAAUUUGUUCACCCUAGUUUAACCAACGUUGUAUGAAACACAGAAUGAAGAGGACAAGCAGCAACAGCAAAUCGGCCUGUGUUUAAAACAUCUAUAAUAAAUCAGCAAUUAACUUUACAAGAUAAUAAUGUUCAGAAAAAGUUAAGGAACAAGCACUUUUGAUUUUUAGAAAAAAUUAAUAUACUUUAAGGAGAUUUAUUGACAAUUUUACUGUCCAGCUUUAAAUCAGUCUAAUAUAAUUGUGAAUCGUUCUGAUAACUAAAAAGCAAGAAGGUUUUAAGGAAUGCCUUCUCCUCUGCUGGAUCUAACUUUUUCUUAAAUGCUGAGAUACAAAUUGCAAUAUACCUGUGGCCCUGCCCAAGGGACCAGCUCUUUCUCACUUUGUCUUCCCAAUAAUCAAAGAUGGUCAACAGUCUCAGUAUCAAAAACAACUGUUUCUCCAAAAAAAUGUUGUGGAUGAACUAUGUUUGAGUAAAUCCAAAUUUGUAUCUCAUGACAUUCUCCAUGUGUAAUUUGCACUACUAUAUCAAACUGAUAUUUCCAUCUAGAAUGCGGAACAAGAAAUCUGAAGGUAUUGCAGGGAAUAGUUGAAAAGCGGAGCAGAGGAUAAAAAAUCGAUCAAAUUCUGUUGGUAUUUUAACAUAUACUAGAAAUCACUGUCCAAAGUAACUACUGAGAGGAUGUAAUACAUUUUCUCCUAUGAAUCACAUUCAGUUUAACAUGUUCCUCUUCAAAAAUAUAAAAAUGAAAUUUAGUGCACAAAACUAACAAUCAGUGCUGGAGACGAUUCUGCUACUUUUAUAUCAAACUACAAAGAAUGCUGCGCUACAAUUGUCCAGCUCAUACCUCGUUACAGUUUAUUGUAUGGGAUGAGUUUUUUUUAGGAAUAGCAAUGUUCAUCUUGCAGCAAAGCUUUGGCUUUGACUUUAUUAGAGCAUAUCUUCAAUGUAUUAUAGGAGCACCGACUUCAUACAACAGCGUUUGGCAAAACUGUCUUUCACUGUAUUAAAAUGUGCAAUGAAAUCAUGUAAUUGCAUCACUAAAGUAGCAUCCAAUCACCUGAGCAACAUUUUGAGAAAAAACAGUGCGGCGCUUCUCAUGACAGUCUCCCUUUAAAAUGCUAACUGAAACUUUUCUCAAACUUUUAAAAGACCUAUUGUAAUUUUUAAACUAAGACUCAGAUGGGUUUUUUUCCUUCUGAAGAUAUUUGCUUGUACUGUUAGAAAGCAGCCUUUCAAAGAAAAUACAUUCAAAAGCAAUUAAAGUACUUGUUGUAUCGUUUAGCUCCUGUACUUACCACUACAAGUGAACAAAACUGUUUUGGUCAAACUUACUUUAUUUUUCUUAAGGUUGAACAGUAAAUGCUAAUUCUUAAAGAGCCACGUUUAAGUCCAUGCGUGCACCUUCAUUCAAUUUACGAAACGGGAGUCAGUUAAGAUUGUUUUUGCCUUGAUUUUGGAAACAGUAAUUUAGUGACUUACUAUUCUGCCUUUAAGAAAUGCAUGUCAGAAUACAAUAUAGCAUGUUGUUGAUAGGUGCCGUAUGCAACAACAUUAUGAAAGCACAUAUGUUUGGUUGUUGGUCUAAACAGUGUUUGCUGUAUCUAAGUUGAAAAUGCACCUUUUAGAAAAACAAAUUACAGUCAAAAAUAGCAAGUUCUUUUUAAGUCACAUCCUUCUUCUGACUAAUGGUCACAUUCAUGUCUACUAUUUUCAUAUUACAUAAUUCAAAGUCACACGCCUGAUUCUACCAAUUUAUUGAAGAUAUAAUAAGUGUACAUACGCAGUCAGCCCCGGUAGCUGUAACAUCAAUAUUUAAAAACAAGCAUUAAUUGAUGCUGAAUGCAAAGUUUUAGAUGAAUGAAAAAGGUGAAUAAAAUAUAUCUAAUGCCUACUAAACACUUAAGCACUGCUAUGUGAUAUCUUUCACAAUUUACAGUAAAUUUUCGGACCAAACUUUUUACUAAUUGAGUUUACCUAGUCAGCUUGAGUACAAUUAAUUACUGAACCGGAGACGAUAGGAGGGGGAAAUGCUUGUAAAUUAAAUGCAAAUAUCUAUAUAUAAUAUAUAUUCUGGUAAGAUUGAAGAAAAGGUUCGGGGUUGAUCAAGUAUUUGAUCUCCAAAUAUCUCAAAAUUAUUUCAAAAGGCAACCAUCUCAAAACAAUAAGGAAUUAACUUUGAUAUUAAUCUGAUUGUUUUGUUUUAAAUGAAAUUAAGAAGAUAUCAUUGAAGGGAUGACUUGGAGAAACUUGUAGGUCCCAUGAUUUAGGAGAAAUGGAGUAUAACAGUAGUGUGUAACAUUAAUUCUUCUUGUUUACAUUGUUGGAACCAGUAAGCACCCCAGUUCUGUAUUUCUUCUUAAAUGUUAUCCAGUUAUUGUAGUUCAAACAAUUCUUUCUCCAGAUUAACAAAAUGGAUAGCAAAGUAAAAAUGGUUAUUCAUCUUCUUUGAACAAGGGCUAAAUAUCGAAAGGAAUAUUGAUAAUGAGACUGCCUCUUUAAAUAUGUUUUGAAGCUGUUAUAAAGAAAGCUUGCAUCACUGUACAGAGCGUUAUGCAGGCUACGUUGUCUAAUACGAUAUGUACUGCUGAAUAAGAUAUGUUUCCAGGUAAUUUGUUAUCCCUCACUCCAAAUAAACCCUCAGCCACUCAACUACCUGCUUUCACUUCCUUUGCGCCAAAUUGCCACACACCAUUUUAAGUGUUCUUUAAACAAAAGCUUUUAAAGUAAAUUAUAGAUUAUAUAUUUGAUGAACAUGAGUUUUAAGGUGACAAUUCAAUCACAUGGCUUUGGAUGUUUUAUAAACUGCUUGAGCUUUACCCUCUCAUUAUAUUCAACCAGCUUCUCCUCUCAAACUGCUAACUCCCCUGCCAGCUAAGUGUACCCUAUUGAUUGGCUGCAGAGCUCAUAUCAUUGCCUUAUCAACAUCACUUUAGGUAAAACUAAAAUGUGACUCCAGUUGAGUAUGUAGAUUCACAGAAUACAGCAAUGACAUCAUUUCCCUCAAGUAAGUAAACAUAGCCCUGCAUUUCAGACAGUCCAUUAAAAUGGGAGGUACAAAUGACCUAGUCAACUGCUUUACUGACAGGGAGAAAAAUUAUCAAUCUCUCUGAAUUAUUUAGGAAGCCCAAAAGUUUGCAUUCUACAUAAAGUGGAGAGAUUCUUAGCACCUUGAAGUGACGGGUUUUCUGUAUGGAAGGUUUAUGUGACAUAUCAUAGAAUUUAUUGUGGGCAUGUUUGUCUGUAGAAAAGCAUCUCAUGUUUCCUCUCUUCACACUAUAUUGGUGGAUAAAUACCCACAUGUCUAGAAUUCACUUCUUUUUUCUUGAAAGGUAUGAAUGUUCCAAAAAGCACUGAUACCAGGAUUCUUCAACAUUGAUACAUCUUCAUAAAAACCUCCAAAACUAGUAACAUUGCAGAAAACUAUAUGGGAAAUGGUACUGACAGAACUGCAACUCACCAGGAAUUGCUACAAUAAUUUGCAGGGGUUUCUAGCCAGACUUGGUUCCAGGUGCUGAAUUGCACAGUGGCUGUAAUGACUGUGGGAGUCAUUCAGAUUGCAAAAAAUUCAAUACAUUCUGCAGGGUAAGCUAUUACAUCAUAGUUGCCCUGUAGAUUUUCUUUUCAAUCCAAAAAUAAUCAGUAGUUCAAUUCCAUUUUAGCUAAAGUUUCUCAUUGUUUCCAGAGCUAGUAAAACGACCAGAAAAUCAAUUGAAAAGAACAAUAUGUUCAUAUAAACCAAAAACUAAAGUCACAGUAUCUCCUCAUGAAGGUGAUAUUUCAAAUUUCUGAUUUGCAAUGGCAAAAGUCAUAUCCCUGUCAUUUAUGAUAAACAAUAAUAUUGUUUUCUUUACCACUGAAUUCUAAACACUUAGGAACUGUAGCAAGCCUACAAGGGAAUGAGAACAGAGGUGACAUUAUUCACUUAGCAAUUGGUCGGAUAUGGUACAUUAUUAAAACACAAUGUUUUACUUCUAUUAUAUAUUAAGAGACUUGCUUUCCUCAAAUUGUUUUGCAUGGUAUUGUUUGUUAUAUGUUCAUUGUAGUUUGACAAUGUGUAAAAAUAAACAAAGUGGCUGUCA